This is a messenger RNA of Eublepharis macularius, 669 nucleotides long. It is a transcript of the gene CRIP1, whose product is annotated as cysteine rich protein 1. Gene Ontology annotation, molecular function: zinc ion binding. The coding region runs from base 105 to 338 and encodes 77 amino acids. Gene Ontology annotation, biological process: regulation of gene expression; intrinsic apoptotic signaling pathway in response to DNA damage. Lineage: Eukaryota; Metazoa; Chordata; Lepidosauria; Squamata; Eublepharidae. The record is from RefSeq and is a predicted model, not a curated record. The transcript has 5 exons.
CGGGUGGGGCGGCCGCGGCCAGGCGAGGGAGAAUCGGCGCGCCGGCCGCACAACGGUUUCUUCCUUCCUUCCGCACUGACUGCGCGCUCCUCGCUGCCGCCGCCAUGCCCAAGUGUCCCCGCUGCGAGAAGGAGGUCUACUUCGCUGAAAAAGUCACCUCCCUGGGGAAAGACUGGCACCGGCCGUGCUUGAAGUGUGAGAAAUGUAACAAGACCCUGACUGCAGGUGGCCACGCAGAGCAUGAUGGGAAGCCCUACUGCAACCACCCUUGCUACGCUGCGUUGUUUGGGCCGAAAGGUUUUGGCCGUGGAGGUGCUGAAAGCCACACAUUCAAAUGAAGCUCAGAGCGGGAAGGAUGGGGUUUUAUAUGGAUCCUGGCAACUUCACAGGCGGCAUUAUACCCACAAUGCAUUUCCCCCCAUAGCAAGCUAGCAUUUAAAAAAGGCAUUUCAAAGACGAAUCGUGCUGAAUGGCUGGAAGAUUUCCUUUUCAGUUGGAAAACAUGACAGGGUGGAUAAGCAUUUGCACUUACUUGAGACCGGACAAGUUUGCUAAUAAUAACAACGUUGAGCUUCCUGGAAAUAAGGAAUCCCAGCCAAAAACCCCAAGCCUGCUUUUAGACCCUAUUCUCGAGCAAUGGUGAUUCUGUGUCUGUAUUAAAGCUGGAAU